CCCUCCACUCGCUUCAAACAAGCGGCUUCAGGAAGGAGACGAGGCAGCAGAAAACAAACAAAGAAGAGGGGGGAAAAGAAAACCUUACGGAGUCGCUCUUCAUUUAAAAAAAAUAAAUAAAAAUAAUUUUCUACUUUACCUGCCUGCCUGCCAGACUGCUAAUAAGAGUUUCACCAGACCCAACAUCAUCGUCACACCUGUGGAGUUCAUACAGGCAGUUCUACUCCCCGAAGAAACCUCCAUCUUCUUCCACACCCAUUUACCACAAAACCCAAACCCUCCAUCACUUGCUCUGUGGUUCCCUCUCCGUCGUCCCAACACGUCUGCGGAGUGGGUGCCCGCUCCCUCCCCCAGGGGUGGGAGUGAUGAGCUGGGGGACGGACUCGACAAACCCCUGGAGAAUGAUGCAGAGGGUGUGUGGAGCCCUGACAUCGAGCAGAGCUUCCAGGAGGCCCUGGCCAUCUAUCCACCCUGUGGCCGCAGGAAGAUCAUCCUCUCAGAUGAGGGCAAGAUGUACGGACGGAAUGAGUUGAUUGCACGAUACAUCAAACUUCGCACAGGGAAAACGCGGACCAGGAAGCAGGUGUCUAGUCACAUCCAGGUUCUAGCCCGACGGAAGGCCAGGGAGAUCCAGGUGAAGCUGAAGGUACGCUACGAUCAGGCUGCCAAAGACAAGGCCCUCCAGAGCAUGGCCACCAUGUCAUCAGCUCAGAUCAUAUCACCCACAGCCUUCCAGAACAAGAUGGCUCUCCAGGGCCUGUCUAGGCCAGCUUACCCCACUGCUGGUGGGUUUUGGCAUGGGACACUUCCAGGACAGCCAGGAGGCCAUGAAGACAUUAAGCCCUUUUCCCAACAGAGUUAUGCCAUGCAAGCGUCUGGCCCGGCCCCGAUAACAGCAGCUUAUGAUAACACACCGGGGCUGUCCAUGUCUCCUGGUGCCCCCCCCUGGCAGGGUCGAAGUAUUGCCAGCUCCAAGCUGCGAAUGCUGGAGUUCUCGGCCUUCCUGGAGCAACCUCAGGACCCAGAGACCUUCAACAAGCACCUGUUUGUGCAUAUUGGCCAGUCCAAUCCGAGCUACAGUGACCCCUAUCUGGAGUCAGUGGACAUCAGGCAGAUCUAUGACAAGUUCCCAGAGAAGAAAGGGGGCCUGAAAGAGCUGUUUGACAAAGGGCCGCACAACGCUUUCUUUCUCGUCAAGUUCUGGGCGGACCUUAGUGUAAACCUGCAGGAUGACAGCAGCUUCUUUUAUGGUGUGUCCAGCCAGUAUGAGAGCUCUGAGAACAUGAUUAUCACCUCAUCCACCAAGGUCUGUUCCUUUGGCAAACAGGUGGUGGAGAAAGUCGAGACGGAGUACGCACGCUUCGAAAACGGGCGCUAUGUGUUUCGGAUCCACCGCUCCCCUUUAUGUGAAUACAUGAUCAACUUUAUCCACAAGCUUAAACACCUGCCGGAGAAGUACAUGAUGAACAGCGUACUGGAAAACUUCACUAUCUUACAGGUGGUGACUAACAGGGACACACUGGAGACCUUGCUGUGCAUAGCCUAUGUCUUCGAGGUGUCCACUAGUGAGCAUGGGGCGCAGCAUCAUAUUUACAGGCUAGUCAAAGACUGACACAGCCUCCCGCUUGGAACUUACCAGUUUUAGACCCAUUGUAGCAUAUCGGUGAGCAACAAGACUAAACAAUAGACUACGUCCUUCACAAGCUGAAACCAUACGAGCCGGUCAGGAGCCCAGAGAAGCACAGGCUGUGUCAGUUUGUGCGGGAACACAACUACUGCUGAAGAAGAGGUAGAUUUUGGGACUGUGGAAGUUGAAAUUGGCUGAGUGCGAAGACGAGGACCAUGGUACACUGUGGUCUCGAUGCCAAAGGAGCCAAACAUAGCCAAGAAGACCUGCAUGAGAGAGUUGUAAUUGGUGGUGUUUUUUCAUCUCAUUUUUACUAGAGCUUGUUUUUAAUUUAGAUUCUUUUACACACAUGCAUGUGCAAGGGGAUGUUUGUGACAGAGAAGUCUGGCUGCCUCAGGGUGCCAUCUAGUGACUUAAAUAUGAAAAAAAAAUAUAUAUAUAUGGGAAAAGUAAUAAAAGUAUACUGAGAAUCCCUCUUUUGCACAUCCAAAAAAAAAAAUCACUGUUUUUUGUGCCAAUGUUUUGUGUUACUGGAGCAGUUAUGUACAGUGCCACAUCUUUCUCCUCUUAACAGAGUUACGCUGACGGGUGGCUAAAACAAUUUAAAAGAACUUGUAUUCACUUAGUUUGGUGUUGAAUGUUGAAUGUUUCUUGUCUUACUGUUUUUGAUUGAAAACUGUCUGACUGCAACAAAAGGCACAUAAUAACACUGCUAACUUGAACCAGAUUUGGAUUUGUAAGCUGAUUACAGAGGUUGUCUGCAUCUAUAACUUGGCCUGAGGUGUCACGUGAAAAUACAAGUGUUUCUUUCAUAAGUCCUCACUGGUUUUUGUAAUGUUUCCACAAACUGCUACACAUAGUGUAAACAUGAUUAUGGAAAUGAUCAAAUAUGCAGGAUUUCAUCAGAACAAAUAAGUCAGAACAAAGCUUUCAAAGAUACUUUAUAUAUCUUGGGAAACUUACUUCAUGGGAGGGGAAUUUAAUAAAUGUGGACACACAUCAAAGAGUUACCACAGAUUUAAAUGUGGUUUUAUGAUAUGUCCUACCUUUGAAAUAACAGGUGGCAAAUACACAAAGACAAAAAUCAGUAGUCUAUUAAAUGAAUUAUACUCUUUAAUAUGGAAGAAGUUUUAAUAUUGAUCUACAGUAGGUAAAUCAGACAAAUUGCCUCAUUUCAACCCUGUCCUGUUUCCAUGCCAUAUACCACUGUUACACUGUUU
This is a messenger RNA of Archocentrus centrarchus (flier cichlid), 2847 nucleotides long. It is a transcript of the gene tead4, whose product is annotated as TEA domain transcription factor 4. Lineage: Eukaryota; Metazoa; Chordata; Actinopteri; Cichliformes; Cichlidae. Gene Ontology annotation, molecular function: RNA polymerase II cis-regulatory region sequence-specific DNA binding; DNA-binding transcription factor activity, RNA polymerase II-specific. The coding region runs from base 512 to 1612 and encodes 366 amino acids. The record is from RefSeq and is a predicted model, not a curated record. Gene Ontology annotation, biological process: embryonic organ development; hippo signaling; regulation of transcription by RNA polymerase II. Gene Ontology annotation, cellular component: transcription regulator complex. The transcript is spliced from 12 exons.